UGGAAGGAGUCCCGGACCAGGAGCCUCCCCCUCCUGACAGGGAGGGAGGCAGGGAGGUAAAGAGAGGGAGACCCGGGGACCCUGAGACUCUGAGCAUCGCCGUCAUGGACUCAAGUGUUUGCGCUCUGGAGCUGCUGGGGGUCUUCUUCUCGGCGGGGGCCUGGAUCUGUUCGCUGGCCACCACCCUGAUGUCCACCUGGCUCACCCUGUCCACGGAGCUCCUCCCCACCGAGAGCUACGAGCUGGGGCUGUGGGAGACCUGCGUGGUGCAGGACCUGGGGGGCCUGGAGUGUCGGCCCUACGACAGCCUGCUGGGUCUGCCCCCGGACAUCAAGCUGGCCCGGAUCCUGAUGUGCGUGACGCUGGGCGCCGGGAUGCUCGGGCUGCUGUUGGCCAUCCCCGGGAUACACCUGGUGAACAGCUGCCACGGACGGCUGGACGACCUCAGGUGUAAGAGGGCCCUAAAGAUGGCUGGGGGGGUGCUGUGCCUGGUGGCCGGGAUCCUGGGGCUCAUCCCGGUCUCGUACAUCGCCCACCUCACGGUGGUCCGGUUCUUCGAUGAGUCGGUGCCGGACGUGGUCCCGCGCUGGGAGUUCGGGGACGCUCUGUUCUGCGGCUGGACGGCCGGAUUUCUUCACCUGGUGGCGGGAACGCUGCUGCUCACUUCCUGUCUGUGUCUGCAGAAGGACAGCUGUGACAUCCCCGUGCCCAUCCCUCUGGUGGGGGCGCAGCCGGGACUCCCCUUUAUCAGGACCAGGUCCGAGUAUGUCUGA
This is a messenger RNA of Seriola dumerili (greater amberjack), 773 nucleotides long. RefSeq names its product putative claudin-24. Gene Ontology annotation, cellular component: bicellular tight junction; plasma membrane. The coding region runs from base 105 to 773 and encodes 222 amino acids. Gene Ontology annotation, biological process: bicellular tight junction assembly; cell adhesion. Gene Ontology annotation, molecular function: structural molecule activity. The record is from RefSeq and is a predicted model, not a curated record. The transcript has a single exon. Lineage: Eukaryota; Metazoa; Chordata; Actinopteri; Carangiformes; Carangidae.